CUGGCACUAUACCAGAGAAGAAGAAGUAAACGGAAGUGAACAGUGACUAUGAGCAAUUUCCACGUUAGAGGUUUUAUUGUUGUUAUGAAUACGUUUAACAUCAUAGAACUCAAAAUAUGACUAAUUUAACUGCACAGCAUCACAUACGUACCCCAUCUAGUGUUUAAUUUGCGUUGAAGACAGGACUUGGUUAAUGGAUGUUAUCUAUGUAACGCUAACUAGUUGCUAAGUAACGUUACGCUAGCUAACAAUGGCUAACUGUAUGGUUUUUCACACACAAAUAGCAUCCAUCAUGGAGGUGCUAGCGAACGCAGCUGUGGUAGAGAUCUGUAAACUCGUAGACGACGAUUAUGCAGUGUUUCGUUUGGAAAUGACUCAAAGCCAGAAAGAAAACAGGUCAUUGCAAAGGAAACUGCAACUACUGGAACUGAAGGUGGCACGGGAGCGCGCCGUUGCUAGUCCCAGUAGUGUCAAGAUCCUCGACCGACACAGAAGAAUGGCAAGAGGUGAAAGACAUCUCACUGGAGGACACAGGAGCUUUGUGAAGCCAGCCAGACACAAUACAUGCAGAGAUGACCAACCAAUCACUGUUGAUGAGGGGAGUGGAACCUCAACCCAGAACGUUAUCGUGAUAGAGUCUACAGAGGCUGCAGGUCCUGGGGUCAAGCAGGAGAGGUCUGAAGGAAAGGAGGACCCAUGGCACAGCAGAGACAUCCAGAAUGGAGCAGCUGGAGCGCCCCCUGUAGCCACAGAAAACCCCACCACUGCGCAGCCCAGGACCCGACACAGCAUCACGGAGGAGGAGGAGGGUCCAGAGGUGCUGCUGGUGAAGGAGGAGGGUCUGGGGAACCCUGAGGGGAACAUGGUCAUGGAGGACAACCAGACUACACCUCCUCCUGAACCCACAGAGGAACCAGCUGAGCAGCACAGGACCACACACAAUCUCACUGAGGUGAGCCCACUGUAAACUACUGUCUGCAUGUUUAUGUCAUGGCUCGUAUCCACAAAGCCUCUCAGAGCAGAAUAGCUAGGAUCAGUUUAGCCUUUUAGAUUAUAAUGAAUAAAGCUAUGUAGACAGAGCGGCACCAGAACAUCCAAAUUGUAAUGUAUUUCGUAGUUGGUUCAAGCAAAGAGGUGCAUUAAAACAAAAAGUGGAUUUAGCUAGUUCAGUGGAGACCAAAGGAACCUCAAGAGUUACUCAAACCUGUUCACAGGGUUGGUUAUCUCAUGUUUUUAUACUUGAACAACAAAGUUAGUUAAGUUGGAAGUUUGUGUAGUUGAGCUUUGUAAACACAAAUGAGUAAUGAAGGGAUCCAUGAGACUUUAAUGAGGACCAGCCAAUUUGAUACAGGAUGCAGAGGUGUAUAUUAAAACUGUCACCUGUGAUAAAACGAAUGGAGCUAUAGUGGACAGCAUCUGAAGGUUUAAAACUAGUGGCUGCUGCAAUCUUGUAAAUGGUGGCACCAAAGUCGAGAACUGGCAGUUGACUGUUGACUGUACAAUCUGCUUUCUGCUAUUUAGGGAAAGGAAAGAUCUAUUUCUAAAAAAGAAUCCCACUUUCAAUCUUAGCUUUUUAACUAGCUCAUCCAUAACUUUUUUUAAACAUUCAAUCUUUGUCAAUCCAAAUGCCUAGAUAUUUAUAGGCGGGAACCCAAUGAAAUGUAGUCCAUCUGAAAGAAAUUGCGAGAAUUAGAGAACAUGUAUUUAGUCUUGCCCGCAAUUAAUUACACAUUUUAAAUCAACCAGGUCUCUCUGUAGGCAUCAAAGUCAGAUUGCAGCUCUAGCAGCCUGGUCAACAGUUGUGGCAAUGCACACCCCUGAGUGCUUGCAGAGUGAUGUCAUCAGAGCGCAACGCAUGUGGAACGAGAGGGCGCAAAUUUUUAUUUUUUUAAGUUUGUGAAGAAGUUUUCCUUUUGACUUUUUUUUUUAACUAGCCUACUGUCGGGUCACGUCAAUUCGAAUCUGGUAUUAGAACAAAUUAUUUAGCAAAGAGUAACUCAUGUUUUCUUUGUUCUUUAAUUAUUGCAAACACCUGAAUGGUAAAUAUGUUGUUCGUAUAUACGGUCUCACUGUAACACCACGCAGGGCAAGACAGCGAAGAGAACGUCACAUCCUUUGUUCUCCCUUAUGUACUCUGACAGAGAAAGUUCCCGCUCAUUGCUGGCCUGUCAGAGCGAGGAUGAGCGUGGUUUAAACUUACUCAUCUUAUCGCUGGCAUGCAGGCUGGUCCCAUCCUCGUGACGCACUUCCUGUCGCCGGGUGUAGUUCUUGUCUUCAGCAGUUGACUUAUCCGUAGUUUAUAUACUUAAUAUUGUAGCAUAGCUUCCCCGGUAUAUUAUAUAGGUUAUGCAAACAAAUAGCCAGUUCAACCCUAACACUACCUCUUUAAUUUGGAUCCUGCGACGUGGUUAGCUCAGUUGCUGGGGGCCGAUACUAUCUGUCCUGGGACACUGCCAAAAGCUAAAGUCUGAAGAGCUGCUGCUUGGCGACGCAGCUAGCCUAGCUGCUAGCUAUCAAGCUAGCCUAGCUGCUAGCUAUCAAGCUAGCCAGGUUUCUUUGACAUUUUGAACACAGACUGCAACGCAGUCCUCGGAUAGUCCUGAACUUGUGGCUGUUUAAAUCCCAGCUGUUUGUUGCUGUUUCCAUCGGCCAUGCGAGCUGUGCUGGCUGGAAUUGCGUGGAGUAAGUUACCAGCGUUAGCCUACGUUGCUACUAUUAUGUCGCCCAAAGUCAAAGAAGGUUGUAAACAGUGUAAAUCAACAAAAAAUAUGUCUACAAGCAAUUGUUACAGCAACAGAAAAAUGGCUUGAAGAGCUUUUCCCCAAUACUGGUGGAUUCCACUAACAAAAGAAUGGACGAUCUGACCAGGGAGAGGUGAAUGUCAUGGAAGAGAUUUGCAGCAAGAUGACAUCAGGAGUGUUUGUGAAUCACUAUUACAGAUGACUGGGAAAAGAUUAUCUAGAGGGACAAUCCAGGAGGAAUAACAUUGUUGUGGAUGGCAUACCAGAGUGUACACAGUGAGAAAAUGAUCACUGAAAAUCUGCAGAUGGAUCAAAAGAAGAUUGAUGUGGAGCACACCCACAGUUCUGGAAAACCUAUAACCAGCCCAGGUGACAGACCCAGUCUGAUCGUGCUCAAGUUCCUAAGGUUCAAGGACAAGAUGGCUGUUCUGGAGAGAGCCAAGAACUUGAGAGGAGCCAACAUCUUCCUAAACGAUGACUGUGCGUCAGAGGCAGAAAGAACUUAUCCCAGCUAUGAAAGCUGCCAGAUAGCAUGGGGACAUUGCUUACAUCUGCUACGACAAGCUCAUUGUCCACCCUCCGUCACAAAAGCUUGGGAGGAGUGAGAGAGCCAAGCUUCCGGGUCAGUAGCUUCAGCCCCACAUCACACACACACCAACUGUCACUCACAAGUGCCUGAUUGACUGACUUAGCUAAACAAUGUUAUUAUUUUUCUCUCCAUAUUAUGUCCAUCUCAGCUAAGCUACCCAGGAAAGGGCUAAGAAUAGCCCAUAUUAAUUACAGUGCCUCCAGAAAGUAUUAAUGCCUAUUGACCUAUUCCACAUUUUGUUGUUACACUCUGAAUUCAAAGUGGAUUAACUAUAUAUUUUUUCUCACCCAUGUACACACAAUAUCCUAUAAUGACAAUAAGAAAACAUGUUUAGACAUUUUUUUGCAAAUGUAUUGAAGAUGAAAUACAGAAAUAACUCAUUUACAGAACUAUUCACACCCCUGAGUCAAUACUUUGUAGAAGCACUUUUGGCAGAGAUUAUAGCUGUGCGUCUUUCUGCAUAAGUCUCUAAGAGUAUUUAUUUUGUGCUUUGUUUCAAACAGGAUGCAUGUUUUAGAAUAUUUUUUUAUUUUGUACAAGCUUCCUUUUCACUGUCAAUUAGGUUAGUAUUGUGGAGUAACUACAAUGUUGUUGAUGUUUUAAAGUCACCAUUGGCCUCAUGGUUAC
Salmo salar (Atlantic salmon) is the source of this 3957-nucleotide messenger RNA. NCBI's taxonomy places the organism in Eukaryota, Metazoa, Chordata, Actinopteri, Salmoniformes, Salmonidae. The record is from RefSeq and is a predicted model, not a curated record.